CUCCAAUGCUUUGGAAAAAUGUGAAGUCUGUCAUGCGAAUAAAGCAAUUUGAAUUAAUUUCUUCAAUUCUGAAUUUUGCCGUAGAUCAGUAAUACUGUAUGCCUUCCAUAGGAACAUAUUUUCCAACACUGUGUCACUGAAAAGUGAAAACAGUAUUAAUAUUGCAGCCGAUAAGUCAUGCUGAAUGCUCAGCAUGGUAAUUCUGAGCACUGCUGUGCCGAUAUUGAGCGCUGGACAAGUUCCUUGUCAAUAAAGUGCCAACAGAUGGCAGAUAAAAAGCAAGCCUGUGUGCUUAGAACACCAGCACUGGAUUGUUCGCGACAGGUGCAGCUGUUUUCCUUCACAUACUGUAUUAAAGCUACCGGCUGUAAUAUAUUGACUCAUUGCAGAGUACUUUUGUGACCUCAUCUUAAGUGAUGACAGACAUGACGAAUAAAAAACAAACUACUGUGACAGCCCUUAUUAUACCGCAUGAUAUGGCACUAGAGUUCAUCCAAGCUGAUUAUCCCAGUAACCCUCAUUAGAAAAAAUAAAGCAAUCUAUCUGCUGAAAUGUAUCAACCACAAAUUUAUGCAGAGGAAUCACAUGAGACAUCAUUAGAGAAUAGGACGAUUCAUCUGUUAGUGUCAUCUCAGUACCAAAAUCCCCGUUUACAACCAUGUGCCUGUUUCACUUCCCUUUGACAAAGAACACACUCUCCAAAAACCACAAACGAUCAAAAUAUUAGAUUAUAUGCCUGGUCUUGCUGGCGUCAUCCAAAGCUGCAGACAUGUGUCCUCAUGUUAAUACAUAAAACCUAAUUAUUUACUCCGCACAGGUAUCUAAGCUUACUGAUACAAUUAAUAUCUAUUAUUCAUGGAUCAUUAAAAAGCAGCUGUCUCAUGGAUGUGAUGGACUAUAAUUGAAUACGUUUAACUUUUUUUUUUUUACCUUAAUGGCUCUCGAAUUAAAUGCUAAUCUCUGUUUAAGUGAUUGAUAUUCAGAGAGAGUGUCUCAUGCAACAUGCAACAUGCAUAAAAAAGGAUGAACAAGACACUCAUUCACUUCAGCCUGACAUCCUUAUUAUAAGAAGGCCAUUGACUCCUAAUGCUACUAAAGAGGCUGACCACAAAUUCAUGUAAGAUUUGAAACAUUCUUUUGAAUAAAUUAUGUGUUUAAGUGGUAAUAUAUUGUAUUGACUAAAGGUUAAAGGUUAUGUUUUUGUUGACUAUUCUGUCUGUUUGUGCUGAAAGAGGGAGGGAUAGAGGGAAAGCGGGAGGGAGUGGGGAGGAGAGAAAAGAGGCGAAGUCUUAGCAGAUGGAGAUGGAGGACCAUUCUGUGUUUGAGCUGGAUUCCAACUGGGAUUAGUGAGAGCUUGUCAGAGGCACUGCUCGGGCAGGAUGAAGAGAUGGAAAAGCUGAGCCAUGACAGUAUGGUGGACUAUAUAAAUCGAGUCAUGCUGCACACAGCCGUGUCUUGCUGGCAGCCUUUGCUGGGGCUGGCCCUGGUGGCCGUGUUCGUGGGCUCCACCCAGGCCUGCCCCUCCCGCUGCGAGUGCUCCGCCCAGAGCCGCUCUGUCAUCUGUCACCGCAAACGCUACACCGCCAUCCCUGAUGGAGUCCCAAUCGAGACACGAAUCCUUGAUCUCAGCAAGAAUCGCAUUCAGGCCGUCAACCCAGAUGACUUUGCUGCCUAUCCACACAUAGAAGAAUUGGACCUGAGUGGAAACAUCAUUGCCUACGUUGAGCCUGGAGCCUUUAACUCGCUCUACAGCCUCCACUCACUGAGCUUAAAGAGCAACCGCAUCAAGCUGCUCUCUCUAGGUGUCUUCUCCGGCCUCUCCAACCUGACGAACCUGGAUAUCAGUGACAACAAAGUUGUCAUUCUGGUGGACUAUAUGUUCCAGGACCUGCGCAACCUCAGGUCAUUGGAAGUUGGAGACAAUGAGCUGGUUUACAUCUCCCAUCGGGCCUUCAGUGGACUGUUGUCACUGGAGAGCCUGACACUGGAGCGCUGUAACUUGACAGUGGUGCCCACAGAUGCCCUGUCCCACCUACACAACUUGGUGAGCCUACAUAUGCGCUACCUCAGUAUCAGCACUCUCCACCCCUACUCCUUCAAGAAGCUAUUUCACCUCCGACACCUAGAGAUCGACAACUGGCCUUCGUUGGAUGUAUUCCCUGCUAAUUCUCUGCAUGGCCUCAACCUUACCACGCUUUCCGUUACCAACACCAAUCUGUCCGUUUUCCCCUACCAGGCUCUUCGCCACUUGCCAUACCUUACGCACCUUAACCUCUCCUACAGUCGUAUCCGGACAGUGGACGGUGGCCUGCUUCAGGACCUGGUGCGGUUGCGUGAGCUGAGGUUGGCUGCAUCUCAACUGCUGUCCAUUGAACCCUACGCUUUCCAGGGUAUACGCUCGCUCCGCUUGCUAAAUGUCUCCCACAACCGUCUUGAUACCCUGGAGAGGGGUGUAUUCCAUGCUCCUGAGGCUCUGGAGGUGCUGUUGAUCAAUGACAACCCUCUGGUGUGUGACUGCCGACUUAUGUGGUUGCUGCAAAGACGCCAUUCCAUUUCUUUCGGUGACACCCAGCCUGAGUGCAGUAAUCCGGAGGGCAUCCACGGACGCCCCUUCAAGGAGUUCAAAGAGACCCUGCUGUCCUACUACGUGACCUGCACCAAGCCGAAGAUCCGUGAAAAUCGGACUCAGAUGGUGUCGGUGGAGGAGGGACAGUCGGCCCGUUUACACUGCAAUGCAGAGGGGACCCCGCGGCCCACUAUUUCCUGGGUCACCCCACGCCGGAGACACCUGACCAACAGGAGCCACGGCAGGGUGACGGUCCACAACAACGGCUCGUUGGAUAUCAAGGCAGCGGAGGUUCAGGAUGAUGGUGUGUAUAUGUGUGUGGCCUCUAACACAGCGGGCAAUGACACUCUUAUGGUAUCACUGGCAGUGAAAAGUCUGGGCUCGCUGUAUGCCAACAGGACCCAGCAUUACACGGAUACAAGCAAUGCCACUGCCAAUGGUACCAACCUCCCUAAUGUGACCUUUGGCCUUGACCUAAAGACUAUCUUAGUUUCUACAGCCAUGGGCUGUUUCACAUUCCUAGGAGUGGUUCUCUUCUGCUUCCUGCUCCUGUUUGUGUGGAGUCGAGGAAAAGGCAAACAUAAAAACAACAUUGAUAUUGAGUACGUGCCACGCUCAAAGUCCAAUGGGACCUCCGCUGAGGAGGCGGACCAGGGUGCUGGGCCGCGGCGCUUUAACAUGAAAAUGAUUUAAAACAUUUCAAGUAAUACCAGUCGGAAUCAUUGUUUGACAAAUGGUACCUGGAACAGGACUUGUUCAGAUCGAUGCCAGGAAACUCAACAGUCCCUAAGAUUCAAUCCAGGUUUUGGUUCAGCUUGGACUUCACUGGAUACGCAAGGGGAAUAAUUUGUGUCAAUAAUGAAACAUUUUCAAUUUGUAUGAAACCCUCUUGGUAAGAGGUGAUGUUCACCAACACUUCAACAUAAAUUGUGUACAGAACCAAUUUGUAAAAUUCAAGUAUUACUCUUAUUUGCUGAGGCUCGCACAUGCUUUCACACUGCGACCAACAGAUGAUCGGGAAUCUGUUCUCUCCCUCAUUAUCCUGCAUAUAUGUACGUAAUGCUCAGUUAUGUAUGUGUAUGUUAACAUGUAUAAACACUUUCUUUUAUUGCACAGAAUGCAAUGACCGCCAAAAUUCACAUUUCCCAUGAUUCAAAGGAACUACUGUAUGACCAAGCCAUCAUCUCGCUACUCAAACUGUUUGAGGAUGGAGGACAAAGGGCUUAUGCGGGUGUGAAAUGUUACUCAGAGGAACGUGUAUGCCGUUUGUCUACCCCAAGUUAUUCUCCUGAUAUGAAAAAUAUUAUAUUUGUUUAUAAUCUGGGAAAAAAGAAAAAAGAGAUUAUUUAUUAACAAAAGCCUUUAAGUUCGAACUCAAUAAUACAAGGUGAAAGUUUUCAAAUGGUUUAAAUUCAUGUAUUUUGUUCCUUUGAUUUUGCUGUAAGUAUACACAUUAAUUAACAUGCCAUUUUUAGUUGUGCUCGUCCAUUUCCGUGACUCUAACCCCUUUAUCUGGUACAAAAUGUCUCCAUUUCGAGUCGAGCUACUAUUAUUUUAUUUUAAUUUUUUUUCCCUAGUAAGAAAUUCUGACUUUGUUGUGGUAGUUUCUCAUUUUGUUGUUGAAUCAUUUAGAUUGUAAACAGUUCAAAGUAAAAGAAAAAAAUACAUGUAUGUGGAAUAAAGAAUAUUGAUUUGUA
Megalobrama amblycephala (Wuchang bream) is the source of this 4263-nucleotide messenger RNA. RefSeq names its product leucine rich repeat and Ig domain containing 2 (gene lingo2). Lineage: Eukaryota; Metazoa; Chordata; Actinopteri; Cypriniformes; Xenocyprididae. The coding region runs from base 1388 to 3259 and encodes 623 amino acids. The transcript is spliced from 2 exons. The record is from RefSeq and is a predicted model, not a curated record. Gene Ontology annotation, molecular function: protein binding.